ACAUGCGCUGAGUGCGGGAAAAGCUUCAAUCUGCGCUCAAGCCUUAUCAGACAUCAGAGAAUCCACACAGGGGAGACGCCCUACACAUGCGCUGAGUGCAGGAAAAGCUUCAAUCUGCGCUCAAACCUUAUCACACAUCAGAGAAUCCACACAGGAGAGCAGCCCUACACGUGCGCUGAGUGCGGGAAAAGCUUCAGUCAGCGCUCACACCUUAUCAGACAUCAGAGUAUCCACACAGGAGAGACGCCCUACACAUGCGCUGAGUGCGGGAAAAGCUUCGGGUGGAGCUCACACCUUAUCAGACAUCAGAGAAUCCACACAGGGGAGACGCCCUACACGUGCGCUGAGUGCGGGAAAAGCUUCAGUCUGCGCUCACACCUUAUCACACAUCAGAGAAUCCACACAGGGGAGACGCCCUAUACGUGCGCUGAGUGCGGGAAAAACUUCAGUUGGUGCUCAAGCCUUGUCACACACCAGAGAAUCCACACAGGGGAGACGCCCUACACAUGCUCUGAGUGCGGGAAAAGCUUCAGUCAGCGCUCACACCUUAUCACACACCAGAGAAUCCACACUGGGGAGAUGCCCUACACGUGCUCUGAGUGUGGGAAAAGCUUCAGUCGGCGCUCACACCUUAUCAGACAUCAGAGAAUCCACACAGGGGAGAUGCCCUAUGCGUGCUCUGAGUGCGGGAAAAGCUUCAGUCAGCGCUCAACCCUUAUUCGACAUGAGAUAAUCCACACGAAAGAGACACCUUACAAAUGCUGUGAGUGUGGGAAAAGCUUCAAUCGUACCUCAGCCCUUAGUAGGCAUCAGCGAAUACACAGAGGAGACAAACCCUAUGAAUGCCGUGAGUGCGGGAAAAGCUUCACUCAGAGAUAUACCCUUAACUCUCAUCAGAGAAUCCACACAAAAGAGCGACCCUACGAAUGCUGCAAGUGCGGGAAAAGCUUCACUCAGAGAUCAGCCCUUAUCUCUCAUCAGACAACGCACACAGGAGAGAGACCCUAUGAAUGCCGUGAGUGCGGGAAAAGUUUCAGUCACUUCUCCUCCCUUAUCUCUCACCAGAGAGUCCACACAGGAGAGAGACCCCAUGAAUGUUGCGAGUGUGGAAAAAGCUUCUCUCGGAGCUCAAACCUUACUAUGCAUCAGAGGAUCCAGACAGGAGAGAAACCCUAUGAAUGUAGUGAGUGCGGGAAAAGCUUCUCUCGGAGCUCAACCCUUGUCACACAUUACACAGUCCACACCGGAGAGAAACCCUAUGAAUGCAGUGAGUGCGGGAAA
This is a messenger RNA of Mauremys reevesii (Reeves's turtle), 1281 nucleotides long. Its product is annotated as zinc finger protein 418-like. The transcript is spliced from 2 exons. Lineage: Eukaryota; Metazoa; Chordata; Testudines; Geoemydidae. Gene Ontology annotation, biological process: regulation of transcription by RNA polymerase II. The record is from RefSeq and is a predicted model, not a curated record. Gene Ontology annotation, molecular function: RNA polymerase II cis-regulatory region sequence-specific DNA binding; DNA-binding transcription factor activity, RNA polymerase II-specific. The annotation marks the transcript as partial.